AUGGGCACAGGCAACACCACCUACACUCCACAAGACAGCCGCCGUACAACAGAAUUAUCUGACAAUGGAGUCACCACCUUUGUUCGUUCGGUUGCUUUCCUUCCACAUGUUGACGACGUUGUGCCAUGCCAUAGCAUUUACCUUGAAUCAUGGAAGCUAAAUCAAGGCGUAAGAUCAGGUGAGUGUUGCUCAUGGCAUGGUGUAGAGUGUGAUGAGAAAACUAAUCAUGUCGUUAGCCUUGACCUAAGUGAGAGUUGUAUUUAUGGGUCGAUCAACUCCAACAGUACUCUCUUUCGCCUUGUCCAUCUUCAAAGACUUAAUCUUGGAAGCAACGACUUCAUCCACUCUCAAAUCCCAUCCGAAAUAGGCCAACUCUCGAGGUUAACUCAUCUCGACUUUUCUUUUUCUGGCUUUUCUGGCGAAAUCCCAGCUGAAAUCUCUAAUAUUUCAAGCUUGGUUUACCUUGAUCUAUCUCGUAAUCUUGAUUUCAUUAGUUAUGAUGGAUUAUUGAAGCUCCGUCAGACUAGCUUCAGAGGUCUAGUUCAAAACAUGACCAAUUUGAAGGAACUUGAUCUAGAAUGCAUGGACAUUUCUUCAACGGUUCUCGCAAAUCUUUCAUCUUUGGAGUCUCUCCAUCUUUGUGGUUGUGAAUUGCAUGGUGAAUUUCCAGCGAGCAUUUUCUCGUUUCCGAACUUAAAGAUAAUCGACUUAUGCGAAAAUAUAAAUCUAACAUGUUUUUUGCCUGACUUCCACCCGAGAAGUCACCUUGAAAGAUUGAGGCUCUUCUGA
Manihot esculenta (cassava) is the source of this 789-nucleotide messenger RNA. Its product is annotated as receptor-like protein 7. NCBI's taxonomy places the organism in Eukaryota, Viridiplantae, Streptophyta, Magnoliopsida, Malpighiales, Euphorbiaceae. Bases 1 to 789 code for a protein of 262 amino acids. The record is from RefSeq and is a predicted model, not a curated record. Gene Ontology annotation, molecular function: protein binding. The transcript is spliced from 2 exons.